This is a messenger RNA of Xyrauchen texanus (razorback sucker), 1317 nucleotides long. RefSeq names its product heat shock transcription factor family member 5 (gene hsf5). Gene Ontology annotation, molecular function: sequence-specific DNA binding; DNA-binding transcription factor activity. Bases 1 to 1317 code for a protein of 438 amino acids. Gene Ontology annotation, biological process: regulation of DNA-templated transcription. The transcript is spliced from 7 exons. The record is from RefSeq and is a predicted model, not a curated record. Lineage: Eukaryota; Metazoa; Chordata; Actinopteri; Cypriniformes; Catostomidae.
AUGGAGUAUGACCAGUCACUUCUCAGCGUCCCCAUAAACCACAAUAACUUCCCCGCUAAGCUAUGGCGUUUGGCAAACGAUCCCAAAAACAGGUCCGUUGUCUGGAACCAGAGUGGGGACGGAGUGAUCAUCGACCAACAGCGCUUUGAGACCGAACUGCUGUCGCCAGUCAAGCAAGAAGCUGAUGUGUUCAAGACCAACAACUUCACCAGUUUCAUCCGACAGCUCAACCUGUACGGCUUCCGCAAGGUUUUCGACGGACUCUCCAAAGACAAGCACCCCAGCCUGCAUCACUUUCACAACCCCAACUUCAAACUGGGUCGACCAGAACUUCUGGUAAACCUAAAGAGGCUGACCAUCAGUAACAAGGCCAAGAUCCAGGCCGGAGAGAAGGUGACCUGUCGUGCACCGCCCCGAGUCAAUCAACAAUCUGAGCACAACGACAAAAGAGGUUCUGCACACCCAUAUCAAUACCACGGGACAGAAUCCCAUCAGGUGAAAAAGGGAUAUGACCGAACCCCGAUCCCAUCCCGUUCCUGGAACUUUCGUCACAGUGAUGUGCCCCCCUUCUAUGCUGAAAAGGGCAUCCCGGUUUCUGUUAUCCGCCGAUAUCAGCCCGACACUCUGCAUGGGGUUCAACCCAGCACCUCUGCUUACCCCUGCAUUUUACUUGCCAGUGUUUGUUUGAUUUUCUUGCUCUCAGUAGUUUGUCAGUGUUGUACUCCUGGCUAUGUGGACGCAAACAGAGCAGGCGGAGAUCAAGCGUCGCUUUCAUACUCUCAUUAUGGUUAUUACCCGAACUAUUCAAUGAGCUAUCCUCACAACAGCAUCCAAACCCCCGAAUGGGGGGCAAACAACACGCUCGAGUCUAAGAGGAGUGACGUGAACCUCGACAGAGUGUUUCAGAUGGUGGACGAGUUCCAGAGCUUACCGAACGUCCACAUCGUGAAAGUGGGCACCCCUGUGAAAGCCCAGCACAUGCCCGCCUCAUCCGAGCCCUCUCCAUCGACUCUCCACACCUCGCCAGCUGCUUCUAAACCUGAAUCUGCCAGUCUUCAGAGCUCCACGCCCAAUACUGUGACGUCCGGUUCUGUGCCAGGCGUGAAUCCCUCUGGCAGCGUGGGCACUUACUUCAAACUAGAGUCAGAGGAGCACACGAUUGGAGUCAGCCGGUCUGAAGAAGAGUCAACAUCUUUGGAGUCCUCUAAAAAGGCCUCAGAUUCUGCCACUGAACAUCAGAGAUUGACCAAUGAAAACAUCGGAAUCACACAGCAGAGCACGACUCACGGACAUAGAGUCGCUGCAGAUCUUAGGUGA